CAUCCCGAUCGGGCGAUCACCAAUCGACGUUCGGACGUACGACGCGCACGUCCCGGAGGCCCGGAGAAGAAGCCAGCAUUGUCUGAAAGUUGAGUGAGUAGUGAGUUAGAACGCCAUUUAGAAUCGGGUUCGGUGGCUGAUAAGCCCCGUGUAAGAACCGGAAUCGGGUUGGACAGAUCCGCUUGUUGUUGUUGUUGUUGUUGUUGGUGUUUUCCGGUGGUGUUUUUGUUCACCGGGACGAAUCAUGUUGCUGCUACUGAUGAUGAUGAUGAUGAUGAUCGUGUGUAGUACAGGCGUACGGGGCCAGGAGGAUGAGCAAUCGUCUGUCUGUCCGACGAUUAUCAGGCGGGCACAGUGGGGUGCGGAGCGGUCCACGAACGUCACGUAUCAGCUGAAGCCGGUGCCGAAGGUCAUCAUCCACCAUACGACGGGCGACCGGUGCACGAACGUGGCCAGCUGCAAGGAGAUGGUGCUCGGGGUGCAAUCCUUCCACCAGAAGCAAAACGGCUGGAGUGACAUCGGCUACAACUUUCUGAUCGGACCGGCCCACGUGUUCGAGGGCAUCGGCUGGCACCGGGUGGGGGCGCAUCUGCGCGGCCACAACGCCAACUCGAUCGGUAUCGCGUUCCUCGGCAACUUCGAUCUGCUGCGACCGACGCCCCGCAGCCUGGAGGCGCUCGAUCUGCUGCUCGAGUGUGGUGUAGCGCUGGGUGAGCUCACGCCCGACUUCCGCCUGCACGGUGCCUCGCAGCUACAGAGCACCAACAGCCCCGGCCGGCUGCUGUACGCCAAGGUGAAGCAGCACAGCCACUGGACCCGCCCGGGCGACUAACGUGCCCGACAGAACGGCCCGGAAACUGCCGCUGCCGCUACUACUACAAUAAACCAUUCCAUACACCAAGCAAUACAUACACACGUGCGCGCGUGGU
This is a messenger RNA of Anopheles aquasalis, 929 nucleotides long. Its product is annotated as peptidoglycan-recognition protein 2-like. The record is from RefSeq and is a predicted model, not a curated record. Gene Ontology annotation, molecular function: zinc ion binding; N-acetylmuramoyl-L-alanine amidase activity. NCBI's taxonomy places the organism in Eukaryota, Metazoa, Arthropoda, Insecta, Diptera, Culicidae. Gene Ontology annotation, biological process: peptidoglycan catabolic process.